Molecule: messenger RNA, 4941 nt
Organism: Styela clava
Lineage: Eukaryota; Metazoa; Chordata; Ascidiacea; Stolidobranchia; Styelidae
Source: RefSeq, a predicted model, not a curated record
AAUUUGUUCACUAUAAUAAGGAAGGAAAUAGUAAAGACGCUUACUUUGUACUUUUAAACGGCGCUGACCUAACAAUGAGGAAGUCGGAAACCCCUUUUCACGGUCUACUGAUUGUGGCGGUUAUCGUGAUGACGUCACUUGCCAAAGCUCAGGAAUCAGCUGAAAGCAUAUGCGCGAAGAAUAAUCAAAACUGUAAAACCUGUAUCAACGCUCAUCCAUCGUGUGCCUGGUGUGGACAAGUAGUUGGAGGUGCAGAGGAAAAUAACUUUAUGCAAAGAUGUAAAACAGUGAGUCAAAUCGGCGAUACUUGCAAUUCAACAUCUGCCAAUGUCAGCGAUUCGAUUACAAAUCCCAUGAGUCAUAUUGAAAUCGUCCAAAAUGUUCCUUUCACUGUGGUUGGACCAGAUUAUUUUGACAAUGAAACAAAUGUCGGUAAAACUGUGGUUCAAAUGAUGCCACAAAAUAUAACAGUCAAAUUGAGAAAAGGACAAUCCGUAAAGUUGAAUGUGACAUUCCGCAAGGUCAUAGAUUACCCACUCGACAUUUAUUACGUCAUGGAUCUGUCAAAUUCCAUGAAGGACGAUUUGGAAGUUUUGCAAACGUUGGGAACAAGUUUAUUCGACGAUAUUAAAGCAAAUGUCACUAACAAUACUCGUCUAGGAUUUGGAUCAUUUGUUGAUAAAGUGAUGAUGCCUUACACAAGCACAGUAGAAGAACAACUUAAGAAUCCAUGCGCAAAUCAGGAAAAUGCGACGACCUGUGCCCCGCCUUUUGGAUUCCGCCAUGUCGUCAAUAUAACAGGAAACGCGGCCGAAUUUGUGAACGCAAUCAAAUUAACAAGGAUAUCCGGAAACAUUGAUAUACCUGAGGGAUCUCUGGAUGCACUGAUGCAGAUAGCUGUAUGCACAGAGCAUAUAUACUGGAGGGAAGGAGCAACCCAUGUUAUUUUACUGACAACCGACGCUUCACCACAUCUCGCUAUGGAUGGAAAGCUUGCAGCUAUCUUAGAAGCGAACGACAUGAAAUGUCAUUUAGAGCCAGACACGAGUGAAGAUUCUCAGUUCAAGAAUGCGCUAGUAUACUCGAAAAGCAAAUUUAUGGAUUAUCCCUCCCUCGGUCAGCUCAAAAAAGUUUUUCAAGACAACAAAAUUCAUUCAAUCUAUGCUGUUACAGAAAACGUACAUGACCUGUACAAGCCGAUCGAGAAAGUACUAAACGAUGCUUAUGUUGCUGUAUUGAAGAGUGAUUCCAGCAACAUUAUACCACUGAUUCAUUCUACAUACAGUAAAUUGAAAGGAAAGUUAGCUUUGACAACGCCGAAGUCACCAGAUAACGUUGAAAUGUCAUAUCGUGUAUUCUGUCCACAUGAUAAUACAUCAAAAGAGAACGAACUACAAUGUGAAGGACUCGAAAUAAAUGACGAGGUCGUAUUUGAGUUUGAAUUCAAAGCAAAAGAAUGUCUGAGCAAUCCAAUGCAUGAACCAAUCAUUUUGAAAUCAAGUUCCCUACAAGAUGAAGUUCAUAUAAAUAUCGAAUAUCUAUGUGAGUGUGAAUGUCAGAACACCGGAGAAGCAAAAAGUGACAAAUGUAACACAGUUGGAAGUCUGGAAUGUGGAGUCUGUUCUUGUGACGAAGGGAAGGAAGGUUCCCAAUGCCAAUGCGAUUCUAUGGUUGACGGAACACCUGUCAAUGAUAAGUGCAAGAAACCAGGAUCAGAAUUACAAUGCGAGAACGUCGGUAGGUGUGAUUGUGGCAAAUGUAAACAAUGUAUUGCGCCUUAUAAUGGAACCUAUUGCCACUGUUUGACGACUGGGUGCCCUGACAACGAACAAGGCGUUUGCGGAGGUAAGGACAAAGGUUGGUGCAACAAUUGUCCUGGUAAUAACAUGGACAAAUGUGUUUGUCUCGGACAGUACACGAUCAGACCAUCCGACAAAACGUGUUCGUGUCAUCCAGACGAAUGCAAAAAAGAUAAAACACUAGAAAUACAAUGCAGUGGCCGAGGGAAUUGCAGUUGUGAUACCUGCGUUUGUAAAGAACCGACAAAAUGGUCUGGAAGAUAUUGCGAUACUUGUAUUCAUCCAUCAUGUACUGGUGUUGACAUGACUUGCGCUGGCGAUACCAUCAGAACCUGUGCUGAAUGUAAGAGUAGGAGAGAUGAUUGUACCAAUGAAUGUAAGAGCAACUCUUACACCGUUUACUCAAAAGUAUCAAGAUUUCCUGAUUGCUCGGGAUGCACCAGCACAAGUACAACGUGGGAUUGCAAGGAAUGUAAUAAAUUCGACGCCACACAAGAAAACGCACCAAAUUGCAAAGAAGCACAGGUUGAUGGCUGCACUUACGAAUAUCGAACUUAUUGGCUGAAAACAAAUCAGUUCCAAGUUUACGUGAAAGAAUACAACAAAGAAGAAGAUUGUCCAAAACCGGUCGACCCUGUUUUGAUCGUGUUACCGGUUAUUGGCGGAAUUUUAUUCUUCGGCAUCCUGGCACUGAUUAUCUGGAAGUUAUACACCGAUCAUAGAGAUAAAGUGCAAUACGAUAAAUUUGUGAAAGAACGAGAACAAGGAACAUGGCAGACCGGUAAUCCAUUAUUUAAGGAGCCAGGUCAAAAGUUCGCCAAUCCCAUGUAUGACGGAAAAAAUGAAUGAAGCAAAAGCAACACAAAAUUUCAGGACUUUCAUAAAUAUUUGCCUCCAUAUGUACGAGCAUUUAUACUUUUAAGAAGCAGAUAAUAUGUUCAGAUUGAACGUAGAUACCAAAACUAUUUCUUUGUUCACUGAUUAGUUUUACUUGAGAAUUCGAAUUAUGCAAAACACACAAAACCAGGCACCUUCCUUAGCAGGGUUUUUCAAAUUACCAUCACGGUGUACCAUUCGCCAUGACGACAUCAAUUUGAAGUACACUGACCGAAUAUAAUGAAUUUACACUUUCUCUUUUAUUUUUCAAAUAUUUUUAAACGUGGCGCAAACAGUUGUAACCACGUGUUAAAAGUGAAACCACGUAGUAAAGUAGGACCACAAGCGUUGAAUACCUUUUGUGGCUGUGAUCAUGAAAGUCUUAGAAAAACCGCUUUGAGGUAAACCCAUGAAUGACCAGGGUGCCUCUGCAAAAGUAACCAAUAUUUUUGUAACGGCGUAGGAGCAACAAAUAUAUUCACCAUCUAACAUUCGGCCAUUAAUAUUAUUAUAAUAUUACGGUUAUCAAACGUCUCUUUGAGUUUAAUAUUAAUUUUUACUUUUCCAAAAGUUCAUUUUCAACACUUUUUUACUGAAUCUAUUACAUUCUACAUAUUAAUAAAGAUUUGGGUUACAAUUUUGACGAGUUGUCGAAUUUUUGUUUGGCGUUUAUAUCGAUUCGUAUACUUAUAUAUCUUUGGAUAUUGCUCUUUUGGACACGGAGUUUACUUGUGAAUCGUUAUGAUAAAUUAACAUAUAACAUAUAUAGUCGAUUUCCAAUUUUGAGUAUUCAAAAAAAGGUUUCAGCCGUUAGAAAGUUAUUGCUUUUUAUUUUUCCUGCAAUUUCUUAUAGGACCCAAUGUUUUACACAACAUUUUACUAUAUAUUUCAAUUAUGAAGUCGUUUUCGUAACGUAGCGAACACUUUUUUUGGCAUCUGAACUUCGUGCCCAUAUAUUUGAGCAAUGUUAUUUUUUCGUUAGUAUUUUUACAUUCCAAUUCUUUCAUUGUCGUUAUUAUAUUUAAAACCAAUUAAAUUGGAGUAAUCUAUGCUUCACACAAGAAUAUUUUACCUAAAUUACUAUCAAUUGUUUGAGCUUCAUUGCCAUUUCAAUUAACAAAAUUUAUAAUGUACAAUAUGUGAGGAUCAUAAAAAAGCGUCGAAAAAAAUGAGUAUAAUCAAAAUCCGAAUUUAAAAACCUUUGAAAAAAAUAAAAAAUAUUUUUGAAUAUUUUUUUAAAAUCAAAUUAUUGUGUGUGGUGAAGCGUAUGAUUAUGUUUCAUUAUAUAUUUCCGGAGCUCCAGAAGUAUGUGCACCUAGAUGGUGUACAUCCUGAACCUGGAAUGUGUAACAAGUUAGGGUUCAAGUUGUGCGCCAUUUUGGUACACAUACUUCAGGAGCGCCCUUUCUCCUAAUCCUUUUAUAAACCAAAAUUUGCGGGCAAUUAAUUGUUAUUCAAUUUUUGGGGGUUUUAAGGUUUUUACUCGGUGCAAUCUUUAAAUGUUUUAAAUAUUGUAUUUUUUGUAUAUUAUAUGCAAUUGUCAUUUCAAAUGCGAUGUUCGAAACGAUACUUCGAAUUUCUUCAUAUACUCGUUUAUAAAAAGUACUGUAUCUAUUUUAGCAUGGUCUCCAUUUUAAUUCGUAUGAUAGACUACCUUAUAAUACUUUGUCAUCAGAAUAUUUUAUAGUUUUUAGAUAAAAAUUUUGGAUUCUGAUUCGAGUAACUUAAAGUUGGAUUGAUGUUAAUUGUUAAAUCUAGUAGAGUUUUUUAAUUUUUCUAUAUAAGAACACUGUAUUUAAACUCGUGGAUAUUUUGUAGAUUGCAUAUUGACCUGUGACGUCAGCAUAGUCCAGCACUCCUACUCAUUGGUUUUCAAGUGUGUGUCGUUAGAGUUUCUCAGCUUUACCUUGGAGUUUAGAGGAAAUCAAUUGUGUUUAGUUUGAUUAAAUAUAGUCUUAAUUAUUUAGUAAAAUAAUUAUUUUCUGCCAAUAAAAUACAAUUUACUGAGCUGGUUGCAAUGUGAACAAUGGGUGUUUCCUCGACCUUUGCACCUAGAAAAUUCUUUCUAUACCUUACCAUUGUGAAACUAUUUAUGCUUAUUUUGUUUCCACAAGUUAGUGCCAAGAAAUUGAUUUAUAUGUUCAUUGCCAUCAUUUUGAUUCAUAAUAUUCAUCUACCAGCCCUGUGAAAGUACAGAUAGCUAAUUUCUGCCGGGUCUAUCCCAGCUUUUUUGGUAGUUGGAGACGUCGUUUUUAUCAAAUGCUAU